Messenger RNA from Acanthopagrus latus (yellowfin seabream), 561 nucleotides. RefSeq names its product centromere protein W (gene cenpw). The transcript is spliced from 3 exons. The record is from RefSeq and is a predicted model, not a curated record. Gene Ontology annotation, molecular function: DNA binding; protein heterodimerization activity. NCBI's taxonomy places the organism in Eukaryota, Metazoa, Chordata, Actinopteri, Spariformes, Sparidae. The coding region runs from base 113 to 349 and encodes 78 amino acids. Gene Ontology annotation, biological process: mitotic cell cycle; kinetochore assembly; chromosome segregation. Gene Ontology annotation, cellular component: kinetochore; nucleoplasm.
CGAACGCGUAAAUGCCACGAAGAAGAAGCGGCUGCACCGGAAGUUGGAGGAGCGGGAGAUUGAAAGACGUAAACAAACUUCUCGCUGGUUUUCACCCUGAACCUCUGCGAAAAUGCUGAACAAGGCACCCAAAUUAAAAAGUACAGUAAAGGCAAAAAUGAAGAGUAACAUAAAUGUGGGGCCGGCGUCAGAAGCCAUGAUUGAGCUCCUGACGCUGCUGUUUCUGAACAGUCUGGCCGAAGAGGCGAAGGCUAAAGCUUUUGAAGAGAAAUCAGCAACUAUAAGAGCUCAGCAUCUCAAAGCAGUGUCCAAGGUUAGUCUGAAAGUGCUGAAAAAAGCGAGAGGAUGAAGACAGUGCGGUGCCUCAUCAUCAUCAUUUUAUCCGCAUUAUAAUGAAUGCACCUUCUUUUUUUUACUUUUUUAAUUAACUUUGUUUAGAUUUUUUGUUUUCUGUAAUUAAGUCUUUUGUUUCUUUUCUGCUGUCCUUUGUCCUUGUAAAUGUCUUAUCCUGUCAUACAAGUUUUUUAUUUGUUUGUUUGAUAAAUUGUUAUACUAAACAAA